AGAACAUUCAUGUUCAGUCCCGAAAAUGUCCCCUUGGACCUCCUUUCGCCCAUCCUUGAAAACCUAGAGCGCAAGGAUCUCAAUAUCGCUGCCCUCGUCAACUGGACCUUCAAUCGCGCGUCCACCCCGCUGCUCUACCGGAAACUAGAUUCGCGCAUCAUAAACAAUGUGCUUUUCCAUCCUGCUACGACACUCCUCAAGAGGCCGGAGCUCGCGCAAUAUGUCAGGAACAUCACUGAGACAGGGUCAGUCCAGAAGAUGGAGGCGUACUACCCCACCAUCCGGCGCGACACCCUCGCCGCGCUGCGCCUGUGCACGAACUUGUACAGGCUGACGUGGGUAGACGACACGGAGACGCCCGACGAGAACUUCUACCCGUUCAUCGACGUCAUCCGUGCGCUGCCCGUGCGCUCGCUCGCUGUGCGCACGCAGUACGAUAUGGGCCCGGAGGUGUGGAGGGAGCUAGAGAACGUGGAUGGUAUAGAGGUCUUGUCAGUUUGGACGCUAGAGGGACCGCCGAGGGCGCUGCAGGGAUGGGCGGACACGCUGGGGAAGACAUUGACACACUUGGAGCUUGGGCGUUGUGCAGGUGUUCCGCCCACCAUACUUAUAUCCGUCUUUAUGAAGAUGCCUAUGCUACAAGACCUACGGCUCAAGGGCGCCCCGAGCGCUGCGAUCCCCGCCAUUGUCGCGUGCCUGCCCAGCCUCGUCGCUCUUGAUACGGAGUACCUAUCACCAGGCAUAUACCGUUCCCCGCUCACUCCGCUACCACGACUAAAACGUCUCACGGUGCGCACGGGCUCGCUCGACGUGCUCGGCCCGCAGAGCCUCUGGCCAUGGACGAAUGCGCUCAUCCCACACCAAGGAACGCUCGAAACGUUCACGCUGAGUUCAUUCGCAGUGCAUGGACAGAUGCCAGUGAACCCUGCAUUUAUGAAUAGGCUGAUCGAGAAGCACGGAAGCUCGCUGAGGGACUUCAACGUCGGGAUGACGCAGCUGACGCUGGACAUGGUGCACAGCCUUUGUCUCAAAUGCCGUGAGCUGCGUGCGCUGGUGUGCUCUGUCGCGAGUCCAGACGUGGAGUCCAUCGAGCGCGCCACGGUGAAUGCGCCGCGUCUACAAGAACUUCGCUUGCACGUCCAGUGGAUGCCCGACGGAAAUAAAGCAGACUCGCAUACCGACUAUCACAACAACUGGCCGGUGCCUCUCCCACGACCACACUUCGGUCUAGGUCAUUUUACCGAGAAUCAAGCCCGCAACUUCAUGCUGCGGCCUGACUCGCAGCUCCGCGCUGUCGGAAUGGGCGACAACGUGUACACCGGCCGUUGGGUGCUGCGAGACGAAGGCCAGCACCUGGGCACGCAUGUGGACCGCUUCGGUGGUGGCUCGGGGCAGGUGUUCGAGGUAACGAGAAACCUGUCGAUGUCGGUACUAUAGGCUUUUCAUUUUUAUUCACAUCGCUAUUUGAAUUCAGCUCGCAGUAUGUGUAUCAUACCCAUCUCCGUUUCUUACUUUUCUUUCACGUCUUAGACAUGUCAAAACACGAACACGGACAAUACUCUGCAUUCAUUCAUUCAUACUCCUAUCCAAGAG
This is a messenger RNA of Coniophora puteana RWD-64-598 SS2, 1593 nucleotides long. RefSeq lists its product as uncharacterized. Bases 10 to 1437 code for a protein of 475 amino acids. Lineage: Eukaryota; Fungi; Basidiomycota; Agaricomycetes; Boletales; Coniophoraceae. Gene Ontology annotation, molecular function: protein binding. The transcript has 6 exons. The record is from RefSeq and is a predicted model, not a curated record.